Messenger RNA from Pseudogymnoascus destructans, 1338 nucleotides. RefSeq lists its product as uncharacterized. Gene Ontology annotation, molecular function: single-stranded DNA binding. Lineage: Eukaryota; Fungi; Ascomycota; Leotiomycetes; Thelebolales; Thelebolaceae. The record is from RefSeq and is a predicted model, not a curated record. The transcript is spliced from 3 exons. Bases 358 to 1338 code for a protein of 326 amino acids. Gene Ontology annotation, biological process: DNA damage response.
AGUUAGGAGGGUGAGGUGGUUGGGAUUUGGGUUGUCUAGUUGGUUGUAUGGGGCGUUGUAUGGUGGGGAGUAGUCGGUGGAGGUAUAUGGUACAUGCACUCUCUACUCUGCCUACUACCCCGAAAAACCAGAAUAUCAAAGAUGAAGGCCAGGAUCCUAUGACGAUGGCCACAAACCUUCACCGCCACGGCUGCCUGGCCACGGCGCCUCGAAGAUGGGAGCUUAAGGUUGCUGAAGCAAAGCAACAGCUGCGCUUUGUAUAGUACACGAAUAAGAACCUCUCUUUGCAUCUUGAUUAUCACUGUUCCGAGCCUCACACGGCGUCAUUGGAACAAGCAUCACCACACGCAAUUCAAGAUGUGUGGCCGCUACUCCCUCUCAAUGCGCCCCUCCCAAGUCCGCACCCACCUCCGUACAGACCUCAACAUGCCCGUCUCCUCCGCCCCCCCCGACGAAGGAGACGACGCCCCGCGGCGGACCUAUAACUUCGCCCCAACAUAUCGCGGGUUGGUUUAUAGGGCUGCUGGGCAUGAUGGGGGUAAGGAGGGUGAGAAGGAUGGGGGAGAGAAGGAUGGGGGAGAGAAGGAUGGGGGAGAGAAGGAUGGGGGAGAAAAGGAUGGGGGAGAGAAGGGGAAACAGGGGGUGGUUGAAGAGGGAGAGGGGGAGAAGGAAGUUCAGUAUAAACUACAAACCAUGAAAUGGGGACUGAUCCCCUCCUGGACCAAGCGUGCCCCUGAUUUCUCGGCCUCGCUGAAGACGAUCAAUUGCAGGGCGGAGUCUCUAAUGUCCACUCACGGCAUGUGGACGUCUAUGAAGCAGCGGAAACGCUGUGUUGUGCUUGUGGAGGGGUUUUAUGAGUGGCUCCAUCGCGGACGCGAUAAGAUCCCACACUACGUCAAGCGGAAAGAUGGGGGGAUGUUGUGUCUUGCUGGGUUAUGGGAUCGUGUGAAAUACGAGGGGGGAGAGGCGGUGUAUACGUAUACCAUCGUGACGAGGGCGAGUAGUAGACAGUUGAGUUUCUUGCAUGACCGUAUGCCGGUGAUGCUUGAGCCGGGCGGGGAGGAGAUGUGGAGGUGGUUGGAUCCGAAGAGGGGGUGGGUGGAUGGGGUGGCGGGGUGUUUGAGGGGGUGGGAGGGGGAGGUGGAGGGGGCGUUGGAGGUAUUUGAGGUGGAUAGGGGGGUUGGAAAGGUUGGGAAUGAUUCAGCGGAUUUCGUGGUACCGGUGGGGAAGGGGAAGGGGGGAUUAAGGGUUUCUUUGGGGGGAAGAAGGGGGAAGGAGAGAAUAAGGAGGAGGUUAAGGAUGAACUGGGCAAGAAAGAGGAAUUUGAGGAUGGAGUAG